AUGAAUUUAUUUACGAGCCUACCCAGUUCUAAAAAAUCUCUCUUUCUCUCUCCCUACUCUCUCACUCUCUCUCUCUCUCUCUCUCUCUCUCUUGCCCUCCCUCUCUAUUUAUCUGUCUCUUUUUCUAUCUAUCUAUCUUUAUUUAUUUCUCUUUCUUUCUUUCUUUCUUUCUUUCUUUCUUUCUUUCUUUCUUUCUUUCUUUCUUUCUUUCAAUAUUUUCACGCGCUAUCGGAUUUUUCACCGAGUAUCUCUCACUAUAUCUUUCUUCUUACCCUCACUUUUGGCUUACACUCCCCCCAUCUCUUUGAUCUACCAAGAGUAUGCAACGGUAAUUUGAUAUCUAUCUAUCUAUCUAUCUAUCUAUCUCAUUCAUUUAACAUAUGUGUGUCUAUCUCACUCUAUCUAUCUAUCUAUCUUCAUCUCUUUAUAUGGAUCUAUCUUCAACAACCAUUUAAUAUAAGUCUGUCCUACUCUAUUCAUAUCUAUCUAUCUAUCUAUCUAUCUAUCUAUCUAGCUCUCUGGUCACGUCUCUCUCUCUCUCUCUCUCUCUCUCUCUCCUCUCUCUCUCUCUCUCUCUCUCUCUAUGUGCGUGCGUGUGCGCGCAUGUGUGCGUGUGUUUGUUGA
Messenger RNA from Acanthosepion pharaonis, 624 nucleotides. NCBI's taxonomy places the organism in Eukaryota, Metazoa, Mollusca, Cephalopoda, Sepiida, Sepiidae. The record is from the annotation of a GenBank genome assembly.